Molecule: messenger RNA, 5421 nt
Organism: Salvelinus fontinalis (brook trout)
Lineage: Eukaryota; Metazoa; Chordata; Actinopteri; Salmoniformes; Salmonidae
Product: cadherin-22-like
Exons: 14
Coding region: 1603-4080 (825 amino acids)
Biological process (GO): adherens junction organization; multicellular organism development; cell-cell junction assembly
Cellular component (GO): plasma membrane; catenin complex; adherens junction
Molecular function (GO): calcium ion binding; cadherin binding
Source: RefSeq, a predicted model, not a curated record
UCACACCGCUUGAAUCAAAGAUGGUGCUGUACUGUGUGGCCGUGGUUUUGUGAGCUCCGAAACAACUUUGCUAUUUUGUGAUUAUUGUGGUGUUUAUUUGUACUUUUAUUUUCACAAAAUGUAUCCACUAUCAUUUAUUUUAACCGACCAAUAUCUUUUGAACAUCAGAACGGAAGUUACUUACCUAAAUUCCGGCUUCAACUUUGACUCAUCUGCCCUGGGCUCUUUCUGUAAUUCCAACCCAGUUUGGCGUUAGAGGCAGGAGAGGGGGAUCCUGGGUAAACUCAGAGACUGCUGGCCUUGUUAGAAUGGUGUAUUGCCAAUUACUGCAAAAUGCAUACUACUGAGCUGAUGCCUCACCGACGAUGACCGAUGGGAAAGGAAGCAGAUGUCCAGAGUCUGUGGGGCAGAUGGAUAGAGUGGAAGAAAGGGUGGAAUAUUGAGAAGGACCAGAAUACCUGAAGAGUAUAUCAUUCUAAAGAAACCAACAAGGUCAGGUGACUAUGGUUUUGCCACUACUCUCAGCACUUUAUGGGGGUCCUCUCACUGCCUGAAUCAUCCAGAAGAAUUAUGGAACAAAAUAAGAUCUGAGCCAAUGGAGUCUCCUGAAGGAUACUGUUCUCUAAUACUGGAAUGAAGUGACAAGAGACGGCAGCUGGACCAUACACACAACCCUAGGAUCCUGGACCUGGAGAGAACCUUUUGAUCUGAGGACCCGAGUAUCAGAAUGAUCCACUUUUCUUUGAAAUCCAUUGCUAAUGAGUUAGAAAAUACAGAACAAAGAUAUUGUGAAAGAUAACUAAGCAUUUUAGUGAAAAUCAGUUCCAAUAGUUUGGAGAUAGCCUUGGGUAUCUCACUAUGGGUUUCUGUAAGAUUUGAACCUUGUCAUACCAGGUAAAACCCACAUUGUCCUUGACAAUUAUACAAAUGCCGUUUCAAUGGUUAUCGGUCCCAUGAUCUUUUUGAAGGACCCUAUCCAUUAAAUGAUUUCCCAAAUUAAUGUAUUGGAAUCAAGUAAAUGACCACGUAUGGAUGGAAAGUGUCAAUUUUAAUUCUCAGGGAGUUAAAAAAAAUCAUUAUCAGGCCCACUCCCUUCACCACAAUACUUGUGGUAAAGAUUGAAAGAAUGAAGCUGCCUUAGAACAUAUGGGAAAGUUUGUCUUUGAAAUCUUGAAUGCAGUUUUCACUUGUACAGUAACAAAACACAUCUCUGUUACCCGAAUGAAUUUGAUACCAGUGUAGACGGGUGAGAUAAGUCAGGGAAAAACCCGAUGGAGAAGAUUACAUGGGAAAGAUAAGGCCGGUUCAAAAUGAUUUGCCAAGUUUCUUCUGCACAGAGAACAAACCUUCUGUAGCCUGUCUAAAUUCACUGAGUCAUGAUGUGCCAUGGCAUGCCCUGUGUCCUGAGGUGGAACUAUUUAAGACAAUAGAACUAUUUAAGACAAUAGAAUACUUAAGAAUCUUGUGGAUUAAUUCAAGUGUCCUAGAACAGAGAUUUUGGUUGGCCUCUGGGUUUAAUUUCUUCAACAUUGCCGGUUUGAGGACUCUUUUCACCUCUUUGGAAAUCCCCGUCACAUGUAGAGCCAAGCAGGAUUUUCCAAAAUGGCUCCCUCUUGGAGACUGGGAGCAUGUAGCCUGUUGACGGCCCUUUGGCUUUUGCAUUGCUGUAGUUGUGGAUGGUCGGAGAGGACUAGUGGCAUGGCCAAGGGAGAAACUAAGGAGCAGGAGCUCAUGUCCCAUGAACGAGUGAAGAGGGGAUGGGUGUGGAACCAGUUCUUUGUGGUGGAGGAGUACACAGGCACAGAACCUCUCUACGUUGGAAAGAUACAAGAUGUCUUAGAUUCAGUUAAAGCCACACUCUGUGAGAUGUGCAUACCACCAAACAGUGGGCCACCAACAAAAAACAUCCACACGGAUUCGGACGAGGGCGAGGGGAACAUCAAGUACACCAUCUCCGGGGAAGGAGCGGGCACUAUCUUCAUCAUCGACGAGCUGACGGGCGACAUCCACGCCACCGAGCGAUUGGACCGCGAGGAGCAGAGUUACUACACCCUCAGAGCUCAGGCCCGGGACCGACUCACCAACCACCUGCUGGAAUCCGAGUCAGAGUUCGUCAUCAAGGUCCAGGAUAUCAACGACAGUGAACCCAAGUUUCUGGAAGGGCCAUAUAUUGGGAGUGUGGCGGAGCUUUCACAAAUGGGAACAUCAGUGAUGAAGGUCACUGCAUGGGAUGCAGAUGACCCUACGUACGGGAGCAGUGCCAGGGUGGUGUACAGUGUGCUGGACGGAGAGAGCUUCUUUACCGUGGACAGACAGACUGGACUUAUUCGGACGGCUGUGGCAGAUCUGGACCGGGAGACGCAGGAUCGCUAUGAGCUGGUCGUCAUGGCAACCGAUAUGGCAGGCCAAAUGGGCGGUCUUUCCGGCUCCACCACGGUGACCAUAGUGAUCACAGAUGUUAAUGACAACCCACCACGCUUUCCGCAGAAGAUGUACCAGUUUUCGGUGCCUGAGGGGGCGGCCGUGGGGACGCCGGUGGGGAGGGUGAUUGCCACAGAUGCAGAUAUGGGGGAGAACACGGACAUGAGCUACCUGAUCAAAGACGAGGAGGGCGGGGAACUGUUCAAGGUUACCACUGAUGGAGACACACAGGAAGCCGUCAUCACUAUCAAAAAGCCACUGGACUUCGAGAGCAAGCGUACACACAAUGUGGUGGUGGAGGCUGUCAACAAGCAUGUGGACCCCCGAUUUUUGGAGCUUGGCUCUUUCCGCGACCAGACAAUCGUGCGGGUCAGCGUAACUGACGCGGAUGAGCCGCCUGUCUUCCUCCCUGCUGAGGGGGCCAUCAUGGAGGUCCAGGAGGAUGCCAGGCUAGGUGCGCUGGUGGGCACAGCUACCGCCAAGGACCCAGACAAGGAGAAUGCACCUGUCAGGUUCUCCAUUGACCGAAGUACAGACCAGGAGCAGAUCUUCCACAUUGAUCCAGUAUCGGGCUCCAUCACCCUGGGCAAGAUUCUGGACCGAGAGACGGCUGGCUGGCACAACAUCACUGUGACAGCAGUGGAAGCAGAUAAUGUAUCCCAGAUAUCCCAUUCGUCAGUGAGCAUUCGUAUCCUGGACGUGAACGAUAACCCUCCUGAACUGGCCAGACCUUACGAGGCGUCCAUCUGUGAGGACGCUAAGCCGGGUCAGCUUAUUCACACCAUCAGCGUGGUGGAUAGGGACGAGCCGCAGUCGGGCCAACGCUUCUCCUUCACCCUGGCUCCGGAGGCCACCAACAACCGCCACUUCACCCUGUGGGAUGUCAAAGACAACACUGCAGGGAUCCGGACCCAGCGCUCGGGCUUCAACCGCCGCGAGCAGAACGUCUACCUGCUGCCUAUCCUGGUGGUGGAUACCGGGCCUCCUGCUCUGAGCUCCACGGGCACCCUGACCAUCCACGUGUGUGGCUGCGACCCGGAGGGCGCCAUCCAGUCCUGCAAUGCCACCGCCUACGUCAUUAGCGCCUCACUCAGUCCCGGGGCCCUCAUAGCUCUACUGGUCUGCAUGCUCAUACUCAUAGUCCUGGUGCUGCUAAUCCUAACCCUGAAGCGCCACCGCAAGGGCCAGCGUAUGUCAGAGGACGAGGAGGACAUGCGCGACAACGUCAUCAAGUACAACGACGAGGGCGGCGGCGAGCAGGACACGCAGGCCUACGACAUGAGUGCCCUGCGCAACCUCUAUGACUUCCCCGAGGCCAAGAGUGGAUCUUCUGAGUCAGGCCCUGAUCUGCAUGCACUGCCCCAGUGGAUCCAGGGGCGGGUGAGCGGCGAUGGCGGGGCAGCCGACUUCUCCCUCUUCAAGGGCUACAUCCGCAAGAAGGUGGAGCAGGCAGAUGCCGACCUGUCAGUGCCGCCCUACGACUCGUUCCAGACCUACGCCUUUGAAGGCACCAGCUCGCCGGCCCUCUCCCUCAGCUCUAUCCACACCCUGUCCACUACGUCCGAGCAGGAUUUCUCCUACCUCAGCGACUGGGGACCACGUUUCAGGCAGCUGGCGGGCUACUACGCCCCUGGACAUCCUGAGGAAGAGGGCUCCUAGCAGUGUCCUCAGCCCAGACCUUUGCCUUCUCCUCCGUCCCCAGCACCGUAUCAAGGGAGCCCAGUGUCAACACUGUCCUAUAAAGCCCUCGUCCAUCAUCUCCACAGCGACAGAACUGAAGCCCAGUUGGUGUGUCGGAAAUCGAUUAGGUCAAAAAAUCUUUCUUACUUUGAAUCUUUAAGUUUGAAGUUUUUCAAAGCAAAACAGCGUUUUUAAAGGUUUUGAAACUCCAGGGUGAAAGGUGGGCUGAUUAAAUGAGGGAUAAAAGCAGGUGUUAUCCAUUCACUUUUCCCUUAAUUCCAAUAAGGAACAGAGGAGUAUGACGUAAUAGAAUAUAAGUGGGGCACCACAGGUUACAAUACCAUUACCUUUCAAAUUAGUUUCUGGGUAUGUUCUGUCUGGAAUCAAAGACUAGGUUCAUUUUUAGCUGUGUGAGUGGACGCUCUGAGGACAUUCCGAGAAAUAUGAACAUUAUGAAACUCAGCAGGGAGUCAAGUCAUUUUUUUUCAAGACAAGGCAAACUAUCUGAGAUAUGUAUUUAUUUAAGAAAAUAUUUACAGUAUGUAUUUAUUCCUUUGUAUUUAUUUAUUUAUUUUGUCCAUAAUCACAAUGGACAUCAGUGAAGAAUGAUACAGAAAGAAGAAAGAAAGGUUUAUUAUGGUGAGAACCUGAGGAGAGAAGAGCUUCUACAGAGGCGCUUAGCAUAGGUAGGACUUUACAUACUGCUUUCACAAAGGUGAUAUUUGGGUCACAGACAACUACAGUAUUGGAAAUAUUUGUAUUUAUUUUUCAGGAACACUUUUGUAAAAUAAACAACUGAAGACAGAGCGCGACAGAAAAGAAAAGAGUGAGAGAACAAAGGAUGAGACAAUUCAGUGCACAAAUUGGUUUUGUGUUGACAUCCUUUCACUGUAUUGUGAAGAUUUCUAAGGGAUUAUGAAGGUUGUGGGACAGUAUGUGAUAACCGGGUUUUUGCUUUUCUUUUUCAGCGCCAUUUAAAAGGCUAUAAGGCACAAUCCACACGAGUGAUCCAGGACUAUAUGAAAUGACUGUUGGUUUCAUGGAGUUGGCUAUUAGCUAACUCUUCCUGAGGAGUUCAUUUUCAUUCCAGUAUUUGUAUGUGUGAGUGUGUAAUAUGCGAACAACUUGUUUUAUAUUCUGAAAGAUUUGAUCGCUUUUGUUCUUUUGGGUCUAUUUUAGAAGAUGGAUGGAUAUGUGAAGGGGUGACAGGUACAGGAAUAAAGGAUGAGGAGAUGGAAUUAUUCUACCCACCAUCCAGAACCUAUUUAAUGUUGACCUUAAACUUGCAAAUGUAUGGGAAAUAAAAAUCAAUAAAUAUUU